CCUUUUGUUUCGUUUCAUUACCCUAUCACCAAGUGCCCACUUUUCUGGACACAAAUAAUCAAACUUCCAUUGCUCUCUUUUCUAGAUCUCUCUUAGCUUUCUUCUUCCCAUGAAUAACCCUCUCUAUCCAUCAUCAUCUUCCUUUGUGGAAAAACAAAAACAAGAAGAACAAGAAGAUCCCAACCUUAAACUCUAUAUUUUCUCUUCUUCUUCUUCAUCUAAUACAUCUUCACAACUUGCUUUUUCCACUUGCUUUAGUACUAAUACUCCCACUACUACUACUACUCAACAUCAUCAUCAUCAAACAGUAAAUCUUCAUCUUCACCAUCAUCUUCUCCAACAAUCUCACCACCAACUUCUUCUUCACCAUCACCAGGAUGAAAAAUUCAGUGGUGGAUCAAGGGAAGAAGAGAGUGAAGUGAUAUUAUCAUCAUCUAGCAUGAAGGAGGGGUGUGAAUCAAGAUUAUUAGAGAAACAAGUAGAGGAGGAUGAUGAUAAUGAUCACCAUCAAAUUAUGAUGAAGAAACAAGAUGAUCAUAGUGGAUCAACAAAAUAUUGGAUGUCUUCAAAGAUGAGAUUGAUGCAAAAGAUGAUGAUAAACACAAACCAUAAUUAUAAGACGAAAGUCAUUAUCAAUGGUACUGAUCAUGGUGGUGCAAAUAAUUCAGAUCAUCAUCAAAAAGCUACAAGAAAUUACAACAGUAAUAAUGAAGGAAACGGUGGAAAAUGGGAAACGAUGACGGGCAAAUCAUCAUCAUCAUCAAUAUCUUGUAAUUCUUCAAAUAUUGGAUCAGUACAAAACAAUGGUGUUAGGGUUUGCAGUGACUGUAACACUACAACCACUCCUCUUUGGCGCAGUGGUCCUCAAGGCCCUAAGUCGCUAUGUAAUGCUUGUGGGAUUCGGCAAAGGAAAGCAAGGCGAGCGAUGGCGGAUUUAGCUGCAAACAGCAGUAGGGGGUUGGUUGCUGAAACGACGGAGGCAGCGGCGUCGGGGAAGAAAGAGAAGCACAAGGAGAAGAAAUCGAGGUUGAGCUGUGAAGGAGAUAACAAUAAUGGUGGGAAUAAUAAUGUUGGUGAUCAUGCGAAGAUCAACGACAAGUACUGCAAUAAAAAUACUGAUGAUCAUAUAUCAAAUAACAAUAAUUUGAAGUCUAAAAGUGAAAUAGGGAUGAUGAAUAAUGAGGUUUCAUUUGAUACUACUCAUAAUUUCACAUUACGUUUGAGCAAAACUACUUCUACUACUACUACUACUAGUGGCCCUUCGGCUUUUGGGAAAGUGUUUCCAAGAGAUGAGGAAGAAGCUGCCAUUCUUUUGAUGGAACUUUCUUGUGGCCUUCUUCACACUUGUUGAGACACAUCUUUUUUUUUUUCUUUUUUUCUCUUUUUUGCUUGAGAAAUAAAAUUCAAUGAUUGAAUCUUUAA
Messenger RNA from Cucumis melo (muskmelon), 1422 nucleotides. RefSeq names its product GATA transcription factor 21-like. Gene Ontology annotation, biological process: regulation of DNA-templated transcription. The coding region runs from base 110 to 1351 and encodes 413 amino acids. The record is from RefSeq and is a predicted model, not a curated record. Gene Ontology annotation, molecular function: zinc ion binding; sequence-specific DNA binding. Lineage: Eukaryota; Viridiplantae; Streptophyta; Magnoliopsida; Cucurbitales; Cucurbitaceae. The transcript is spliced from 3 exons.